Molecule: messenger RNA, 1002 nt
Organism: Dioscorea cayenensis subsp. rotundata (Guinea yam)
Lineage: Eukaryota; Viridiplantae; Streptophyta; Magnoliopsida; Dioscoreales; Dioscoreaceae
Product: SH3 domain-containing protein C23A1.17-like
Exons: 3
Coding region: 1-1002 (333 amino acids)
Source: RefSeq, a predicted model, not a curated record
AUGAUGCUCCUCUCAAGCCAGUUACAAGGCGAUCUACAAGGUCUACAAUUUCGCAAGCCGAUUGCCGACCAGAAAAAAGGCCUCCAAAAAUUGCCCCAAAGGGCAAAGUCAAGACAAACUCAACUCCCUCUUCACCGACUUCUGCCCCGACGGACCCACAGCACCAUCCCCACGCCCUUCCCUCUCCGCACCAGCCAAGAAUUCCCCACCCGCUUCCCCAUCUACACCUACCGCGCCAUACCCACCCGUUUCCGCCUCCGGACCCAUCUCAUCAUCCCCACUCCCUCCCUCCUCCGCAAUCAAGCCACUAUCCCCACCCCCUUCCCCUCCGCACCCGAUCCAUCAUUCCAACUCCCUUCGCCCUCUGGACCCGCACCAUCUUCCCCAAUUUCCUCCCCCUCUGGACCCGCGCCACCUUCCCCCGUCCCUUCCCACUCCGGACCGGCGCCAUCUUGUCCAUUUCCUUCCUUCUCUGAACCGGCGAAGCUAUCUCCACCCGCUGUACCACCAGUCGAUGUCGGCGAAAAUGGCGACGUGGUCUCUAUAAUCGAAUCACUAACAUCCUUGAGAAAUGAUCUGCCCCCUUCUUCAGAUGAGAAGUUAGGAAACGUGGAGGACAUCCACACUGACCCACCAACUCAUCAUGAAGUACCGAACGUGGAGGACAUCCACACUGACUCCCCGAAUCCAAACCGUCUCCAUCGACAGAUGAAUAGCGAACCGUACCCUUACAAUGUACGCGUAGCAAUCACCCAACCACUUGCUCUUUUGAUGUCCUCAUCAGAGCACACAGGAGAAGAGUCAUUGCUCAUGAUGGCGGAUGUUAUACGCCAGUUUGCAAAUGUCGACGUCAUCUUGAUGCCUAUUAUACUUCAUGGUCAAUUUCAUCUCCUCGUACUCGAUAAAGUGAAGAAGGAAUAUAUUCAUUAUUCCUCGUCUGUCAGUCUGAAAUAUGAUCAAGAUGCCAUCCACAUGCAAUUGAAUUUCGGUAAUACUGCUUAA